This is a messenger RNA of Carassius gibelio (silver crucian carp), 1910 nucleotides long. Its product is annotated as tumor necrosis factor receptor superfamily member 14-like. Lineage: Eukaryota; Metazoa; Chordata; Actinopteri; Cypriniformes; Cyprinidae. The transcript is spliced from 7 exons. Gene Ontology annotation, cellular component: external side of plasma membrane; membrane. The coding region runs from base 8 to 775 and encodes 255 amino acids. The record is from RefSeq and is a predicted model, not a curated record. Gene Ontology annotation, molecular function: protein binding; transmembrane signaling receptor activity. Gene Ontology annotation, biological process: positive regulation of cytokine production involved in immune response; defense response to Gram-negative bacterium; positive regulation of peptidyl-tyrosine phosphorylation.
ACUUUAUAUGGACAUGUUUUUGCUGAGGAUUACUAUAUCCACCAUUGCUAUCAUCAUCGCUACUAAUUUUGAACUUUGCUUCUGUGGAUGUGCCCGUGCUGAAUAUGAAAUAAAAGGAGAAUGUUGCCCCAUGUGUGCCCCUGGGAACCAUGUUUAUUGGCAUUGUACUAUUGACACCAGUACAACAUGUGUUCCUUGUCCCGAAUCAACUUACACAGAUGAACCCAAUGGACUCACAAAAUGUUUUUCCUGCACUGUGUGUGAUACAGUCCAACACUUAAAAGUGAAAAAGGCCUGUACACGCUCUGCAGAUACAAUUUGUGAGCCUCAGGAAGGAUUCUAUUGCAUUAAACUAAAUAAAGACGCAUGUGCAUUAGCAGUGGAACACACUGAAUGUGAACCUGGACAAUAUAUCAAACAAACAGGAACAGCAUUUACUGAUACUGUAUGUGCAGGCUGCACAGAUGGAACUUAUUCAAAUGGCUCUCUGACAGCCUGCUUACCACAUACAAAGUGUGAUACUAAGGGACUUACUGAAAUAAAAGCAGGAACAUCGUCCUCUGAUGCUGAAUGUGAGAAAGCGAAUUCAGUUGGUCUCAUAGUUGGAGUCACUACAGUUCUUGUAGCUGUUGUGGCUGUGGCUAUUAUAUCAGCAUACAUCAUAUACAGAAAACAUAAAGCAAGGCGUUCUAAGAAAUCAGGUGAAUGUCGCACCCCACAAGAAGCAACUGAGGAUGAUGAAACAACGUUUCAGACUCCGCUGAACCUACUUUGAUAAACCAGUGUUAACAGGUAAGAGCCAACAGCUGAUCAAUUGGAUCUUUAUAUUAUAAUGUUUAGACUGCUCACAUUAAACUUGCUGUGUAGUUCUUCCUUUGAAAACGUGCUUUCUAGUAAAUGUCCCAGAAUAUCCAAAUGACAACCAUUUAUUUUUCAGUACUGAUUUUCCUUAAAAAAAUUCAGAAACUAAAGACAUUACUACUAUAGAGUGCAUUAAAUUGACUAGGGACAAUUAACUAUAAAUUAUUAUAUUAUAUAUAUUAUAUUAUAAUUAUUAAUGAAAUAUUGUUCAUGUUAUUAUUUUCAGACAUUGUUGUCUAGGCUAGUGAGGGGAGAAGCUUUUCUAAACUCUGAAUAAAUUGAAUCAUGUGCUUUGCGAAAUGAUUUGUUCUUUCAAUUCACUUGAAGCAGCACAUUCUGGUGGCACCUAUAGUGAAACCAACAUAAGGAGAACACCAGUGUGUAAUGACACCUUUAGCAAAUUGUUAAAGUUUUCAUAAAGUAUAAUCUAUCAAAUCAUUAAAUAUCUUAAAACAUUAAGUAUAUUUUUUUUGUGUUUUUUAUUUGUUUUUAGUGUUUGUGUUUUUUGAGAGGGCUUGCUAUCAGGCCAAUUUGAGAGAAGGCCUAUAUAACAUCAUCUAUUUUUCCAAAUAUGACUCUCAUUAAAACUGAGCCUAAAUUAUAAAGAUUACUGAUCAGUUAAAACCAUAUUUCUGCUUCAUUGGUCAACAAGAUCAACUACCUUUGUGAACCAUCAAAAUGUACAAAUCUAGCUUUUUCACUACUAGAACCUGUCAUUGCUUGAUCUGUGUUCACUUAAAUGAUACAGUACAGUAAAAUUAAAUGGCAUUGUGGGGGGAAAAAAUGUAUUACACAGGUCAAUUUUGUGUUAUUCAUGCAGGACAUACAGGACUUUUUACAGAUUAUGAGGAAAAAAUGGCUUAAGCACAUCAGUGGAUCAAAGGAUUAAUUAUGUUUUUCUUUCCACAGAAUCGCAACAUGUUUUCUUCUCCACUAAAAAACAGAAAAGUGUGUGCUGACAUCAGGGACCCUUAUAGUGUUAAAGUGUAUGUUGAUUUUAUGAAUACUGUUUUUAAAUUUAAAUAAUAAAACUUAAAAUGAUGACCUCA